Molecule: messenger RNA, 1470 nt
Organism: Marmota flaviventris (yellow-bellied marmot)
Lineage: Eukaryota; Metazoa; Chordata; Mammalia; Rodentia; Sciuridae
Source: RefSeq, a predicted model, not a curated record
AUGAUUGUGCUCCUGCUGACCGUGCUGAUGGUUCCCCGUGUUGGGGCCCAUGCUCUGGACACCCCACACUUUCCCCAGGCGUUGCCUCCAGGACUCUCAAAACAUAUCAAUACCACAUUCAUCAAUGGAAUGUUUAAAAAUGAGGAAAGUGUGGCUGAAAUGUUUGACUGCCUGGGCCCCCGCUUCACCUGGCUGCAGGCCGUCUUCACCAACUUCCCUCUGCUGCUCCAAUUUGUGCAUGGAAUGAAGUGCGUUGCUGAUCUCUGUCCUCGGGACUUUGAAGACUAUGGCUGCGCCUGCAGGUUUGAGAUGGAUGGACUCCCGAUGGAUGAGACGGACAGCUGCUGCUUCCAGCACCGCAGGUGCUACGAGGAAGCCUCUGAGCAGGACUGCCUCCAGGACCCCUCCAGGCUCAGCGCAAAAGUCGACUGCAUCAGCAAGAAGGUCACAUGUGAGUCUGCAGACCCUUGCAGUCACUUGCUGUGCACCUGUGACAAGGCUGCCCUUGAGUGCCUGGCUCAGUCUGGCGUCAACUCCUCCCUGAACCUUGUGGACACCUCCUCAUGCCUGGUUCAGACUCCAGAGACGAGCAGCAGGAAAGACACCACAGCUCUGCUGCCUGGAGUGGCUCCUGCAGAACCCACAGAUGCCAGCCUGAUAGCCGUCUCAGGAAAAGUGGCUCCUGAGACCAGAGGCGGAAGACUGGUCAUUCUCUUGAGGAUAAAGCCAGGCCAAGAUCGGGAAGGCACGGAGGCCGCUAGGGCCACGCCCCCUCCAGGAUCUGCAGAGGUUGCUACAGCCAAAGAGGCCACCCUCAUCCCUGCGGGCCUUAAAUCCUCGGGGCUGGCGGUGCCAUCCUCUGCAAGUGGACCUGAGGAGGCAACUAGAAAAGUCUGUGACAGACUCACCUUCCUGCACCUGGGGAGCGAGGACAACACGCAGAUGAUGCUGCCACUUGGGGAGAUGCUCUUCUGUCUGACGACCCGGUGUCCGGAGGAAUUUGAAUCUUAUGGCUGUUACUGUGGACGAGAAGGAAGAGGCGAGCCCAGGGAUGCCCUGGACAGGUGCUGUGUGUCCCACCACUGCUGCCUGGGGCGCGUGAGGCGGCUGGGCUGCGUGCUGGAGAGGCUUCCUCCGUCACCGGUGGUGUGCGAGGACCACAAGGUCAAGUGUGUGGGGCAGAGCCUGUGCCAGAAGCUUCUAUGUGCCUGUGACCAGACGGCAGCCGAGUGCAUGGCCUCCGCCUCCUUCAACCAGAGCCUCAAGUCACCAAGCGGACAGGAGUGCCAGGGCAGGCAGAUGUCCUGUGAGGACAGCACGCUCGGAGGGUGCUCUACUGCUUCUGUCAGCUCUAGCUCCGAGGAGAACAGCGAGGAGGCAGCACCUGGCACAGAGAGCCUCAAAAGAACCAGAAGAUUUCUGGGGAAGGUACUUGGUCCCUUGGGGACCAGGCCACACCACAGCAGAUAG